Messenger RNA from Gadus macrocephalus (Pacific cod), 2804 nucleotides. RefSeq names its product V-set and immunoglobulin domain-containing protein 1-like. The record is from RefSeq and is a predicted model, not a curated record. The transcript has 4 exons. The coding region runs from base 996 to 1949 and encodes 317 amino acids. Lineage: Eukaryota; Metazoa; Chordata; Actinopteri; Gadiformes; Gadidae.
UAUAUGAGUUUAUAUCUUGUGAUUUGCAGUGAAAAGCAUGUUUUGUUUUUGUACAGGGAUUUAUCACCCAGGAAGUAGGGCAUUCGUCGGGGUAAGCAAGGUAGCUUGAAUAGGAAGUCACCUUGCAUACUUGUGGAUCCAUGAAUUGCUAUGCUCUGUGUAUUUGAAGAUGGACAAAUAAAUUAUCUUUUGUAUCAGAUAAACCUUGCGUCUCUCCUCCAUUCUUCAGACUAUUAAGUAUAACUUGGCUAUUUAACAUGUGGGUGUGUUGACAGUACGCGCUAUAUAUGCACGUGGAUUCGAGUUCCGAGUUCAUCAAAUAUGCAGCUUGUUUUUUUAAGGCAACAAUCAUGGCAGAAAACAAGCACAUCCAAUGGAAAAUUUUCAGCAUAAUUUAUACGUAUCUUUUUCAUAUUGCUGGGGAUGACGUAACAUGUUCGCAUCGGCACAUUUUGCGUGAUCUCCCGCCCCACUGUGUGUGUGUGUGUGUGUGUGUGUGUGUGUGUGUGUGUGUGUGUGUGUGUGUGUGUGUGUGUGGAUUGAGAGUGUGCCGACUACGGUCUGAGAACAAAGGUGUAACAAAACAGUCCUUUGACUUAGUAUAACCUGAUGUAUGCAAAAAUAAGGCGAUUGAAAAAAAAAAAAAUGAGGCGAUUAAAUAACAAACGUGUAGAACAACAACAUCAAAACAAUGAGAAAUCUCAAACAAAAGGGACGCAUAAAAGUAACCCCAGCACCCUAGGCAUGGGAACACAUCUGUAUACUGUCUGCUGCCAUAGUGCGUUAUGGUGUGUGCGCUAUGUGCAACUUGUCGUCAGGUGGCAAGCCGCCCCUUCCUCCUGUUUAGUCCACUGUCUACCGCCGCCGGAUUCAGAAAACUCGGCAGAAAACUCGGCAGAAAACUCGUGGCCACGCCCACAGCGCACUAUAUAAAAAGACACAGAGUCAAGAAGGAAAACAAUUGACCGCGGGCUUUAGAGCUGUAUCACUGAAAGAUGUCAGUUGCGUGUCUCGCCCUCGGACUGCUGUGUGCUAUUUGGACCUGCGUUGCUUUGACCUCAGGUGCUGACAUCAACGAGGUGUUCACCAGAGAGGGAGAAGAUGCCACCCUAACGUUUGCUCUGGAUUCCCCGGUGGACCUGACAGAUGAGGCGUUUGACUUGAAGAAAGGGAAGCAGGACGUGUUCUUCUAUAUACAGGGCAAGGACUACAACAACGGCCGGGAGGGACAAGACCCCCAUUAUGUGGGCAGGGUGCACCUUCUCCCAGGGGGGCUGCAGGCCGGUAACGCCUCUGUGGUCCUGUCCGGUGUGACCCAGGCGGACAGUGGAGUGUUUAAGUUCGUAAUUCUUACGAAACUGACCCAAAGUAACAGAGAUAUCCUGCUGACUGUAGUGGUGGAGCCUCGGUUGAGGCUGGAGGUGGUCGAGGCUCCCCCGUCCUCUGGCUGGAUGCGGCUGUCCUGCGUCUCCAGAGGAGGCCAGCCCCAGCCCAGCGGUCUGGAGUGGCAGACCCCCAACGGAACUGUGAUCCCUGCAGAAGAAGCACCGCCGGCCGCCUCCUCAGACAGCGACGGCCGCGACUCCAUCAGUCAGACGGUGAAGGUGACCGAGCCAGGCAGCUACACCUGUGUGGCCCGGCAGCAAGGCGUCCACCCUGCGGUCAGAGACACCAUCCAAGUGUUUGGCCAUUGGUUGACCGGCGAUCAUGAAGAGGUCCUCAGGAAUGGUCCAUGGAAGGCCAUAGAUGUUUCUUUUAUUAUUAUUUUUUUUCUCUUUAUUGUAUCAGUUGUAGUUAAUAUUUACCAAUUUACCAAAACUAAUAACUGUAGGAAAGGUCAUGGUCAACAAGCAGUCCCUAAUUCUGAUUGUUUGGAUCGAAGCGGUGCCUAUUGGUCCUGUCCCCGUCGUGAUGCCGCUGCACAGCUGAACGUACCGUCUUACGGUUGAGCGACGGACACUUUUGGUCAUCUGAAGGUGUGCAUUUGUAUCGCAACAGUUUACUUUUGAUACAACAUUUCUACGAGAGAGCAGUUAUUUAUGUUGGUUAUGGAACAUGGAAACAACCUCAAAUGGCUGUUUCAGGUUAUGGGUUCCUCAGGAGCAUCUCUUCAUGGUGCUCCACCUAGAUCACUCAGGUCCUCUGGCACUGGCCUCUUAGUUACCUAUGCCCCCCCCCCUCUGGAACAGCCUGCCAGAGGAGCUGAGGACGUCACAAUCUGUUUACACAUUUAAAGGUCCCAUGGCAUGAAAAUUUUUCUAAAAUUAACAUGAGUUCCCCUAGGCUGCCUAUGGUGCCCCAGUAUCUAGAAAUGGCGUUAGGUGUAAAACGAGCACUAGGUAUUCUGCUCCGCCUAUUGAAAAAUGAAAGCUCAGACGCUCAGAUUUUGGCCCCCAUAUGUCUUCAUAAGGGGCCAAGUUACCUCCCCUUUCUCUGCCUUGCCCAACCAGAGAAUUUGGCCCGUCAAUAAGAGCUACGACCGACACAAUAAUUGCACUAUUGCACACAUCCUCCAUAAUGUAAACACUGUGUAUUUGGAGUGUCUGUAAUUGAAGUUUAUACAUGAUACUUUGAUUUUUGUAAUUUUUAUUAGUGCACAUUUUACUUUUUAUAGUACUUUUAUCGUCUAACAUUUGAUAUGUAUAGAUAUUUUGGAUUUAACAUUGUAUACUUAUUAUAUUAUGUAUUAUACUAUAUACCUGACCUUUUUACUUACUGAAUAAUGCUGUUUACUUUAUUGUUCACCUGCUUUUGCAAUGCAAAUGUUUAAUUCUCAUGCCAAUAAAGCUUUCUUUUUAUUGGAA